Pangasianodon hypophthalmus (striped catfish) is the source of this 2063-nucleotide messenger RNA. It is a transcript of the gene arglu1a, whose product is annotated as arginine and glutamate rich 1a. Gene Ontology annotation, cellular component: mitochondrion; nucleoplasm. The transcript has 4 exons. Gene Ontology annotation, molecular function: cadherin binding. Lineage: Eukaryota; Metazoa; Chordata; Actinopteri; Siluriformes; Pangasiidae. The coding region runs from base 235 to 1038 and encodes 267 amino acids. The record is from RefSeq and is a predicted model, not a curated record.
CGAGCCGCAAGGUGUUCUGGGAAACUCGUACACAUACAGCACGGUCGCCAUAUUUGCUUGAAUUUACUAACUUGCACUAGAGGGAAAAAUAUCAACAUUGCGCUGUUUUAUUUGUGAAUAUCAGACGUGUUUUUUGCUGUAGGUUGCGGAACGCGAGAGGCUGCAGCUUCUCUGUGUCUGUAGCUGCAGUUUCUCGGCGGUUUAUUUGGCAGUGGUAGUUUAGCCAGAGCAGAAAUGGGGCGCUCGAGGAGCCGCAGCUCGUCCCGGUCAAAGCACUCGAAAAGCGGCAGCAAGCACAGCAAAAAGCGCGGCAGCCGCUCCAGGUCCCGAUCCAGAGACCGUGAGAGGAGCAAGAAACGCUCCCGGAGCCGAGAGGCCAAGAGGAACCGACGGCGGGAGUCGCGCUCCAGGUCCAGGUCGAACAGGGAGCGGGCGAGGGGGACGUCUCCGGUGGACAGAGUGGACAUGUUCGGCCGCACGCUGAGCAAACGCACCGCCGCCGAGGAGAAGCAGAGGAAGGAGGAGGAGGAGAAGAAAGCUGAGAUGGAGAGACAGAGGAAGAUCCGUCAGCAGGAGAUCGAGGAGCGUCUGAUCGAGGAGGAGACGGCGCGGAGAGUGGAGGAGCUGGUGGCACGGCGCGUGGAAGAGGAGCUGGAGAAGCGGCGCGACGAGAUCGAGCGCGAGGUGCUGCGGCGUGUCGAGGAGGCUAAACGCAUCAUGGAAGCACAGCUUCUUCAGGAGCUCGAGAGACAGAGGCAGGCCGAGUUGAGCGCACAGAAAGCCCGUGAGGAGGAAGAAAAAUCCAAACGGGAGGAACUGGAAAAAAUUUUGGAAGAGAACAACAGAAAGAUCGCUGAAGCUCAGGCUAAGCUGGCCGAGGAUCAGCUGCGCAUAGUGGAGGAGCAGCGAAAGAUCCAUGAGGAGCGAAUGAAGCUGGAGCAGGAGAGGCAGAGACAGCAGAAGGAAGAGCAGAAGAUCAUCCUGGGGAAGGGCAAGUCCCGACCUCGCCUCUCCUUCACGCUCAAAGCCACAGACUGAUCGCGCACUCCAACCCUCCCUCCUGUCCCUCAUGUCUCUCUCUCUUUCUUUCUCUCUCUCUCUUUCUCUCUCUCUCCCUUGCGCUCUCUUUCUGGAAGAUAACUUCAUGUUGAAGCAAAUCUCUAGACAUUUUCCAAAGAGAGGUUACUCCUGCCCUCCGUGUCUCUCCUCUGGGUUCGAACAAACUUCACAAACCCCCAGUUGGGGAAACGUUUGACAGAUUCUCCCUGACUCAAGGCUGGACUUCGCUGCCACCUCCACAGACUCUUACUUUUAGUGGCUUUUAUGUUUUGCCAGUGCUGUGUAUAGGAUGCUUCCUUUUUUCCCCAAAUAUUGGGAAAUCCAUUUUGUUUUUACUGGAUUGCAAAAGCAAUGAAAAGGGUGUGUGUUUGUGUGUGUGUGUGUGUGUGUGUGUGUGUGUGUGUGGGGCCCCUUGAUUUUGAAGAUUCAAGCACAGUUUCUUGUCCACAGCUUGAAGCUAUCCAUUUGUGUAAUGGGGGUAAAAAUGCGUCGGAAUGAAACUGGUGUGAGGGUAAUUUGAACUGUAACCUGGCGAGUGUGUAUGUAGUAUGCGGCCAGUUUUUGUUUUUUUUUGUUUUUUUGUGAACACCGUAAACCAUGGCGAGAUUCUGAAUGACCUGUCCUCCACUGUGCCCUGCAAGUCAUGUUAAUUGCAGUAUGUCCUGUUUGAUUUGCUAAUGUGAGAAUCUGGCAAAACAGUGGAGGAGAUGUGCGCUGACUGUGCUGAUUCGGAUUCGUUUAGACAGUUCAUGUGUGGGUUAUGCAAAUGUCUACUGUUCCUACAAGGAAAUCAGGAGCUGCAGGUAAGAUUGGUUAGGGCGUGGGUGUGUGAUUGUGUGUGACUGUGUGUGUGUGUGUGUGUGUGUGUGUGUGCAUGUGUGUGCGUGUUUGUCUGUAUGUUAGAAGCUAGCUUAUCAUAUUGUGGACAAUUUUCCCCUGUCUUGUAAAUUGGAGCUGAGUCAUUCAUUAAUAAAUCCUGCAAAUAGGCCGCCUUGUCAGAUUGA